Astyanax mexicanus (Mexican tetra) is the source of this 1509-nucleotide messenger RNA. RefSeq names its product antigen WC1.1-like. The transcript is spliced from 5 exons. The coding region runs from base 862 to 1281 and encodes 139 amino acids. The record is from RefSeq and is a predicted model, not a curated record. Lineage: Eukaryota; Metazoa; Chordata; Actinopteri; Characiformes; Acestrorhamphidae.
UCAAUAUUAAAUUCAACUUCAACUACAAAAAACGCAAGGACCGAUAGAACAUAACGAACAGAAAAAAAUAAAUUUGAAAUUGGAAAAAAAGUUCAAAAUGCUAAAAGAAAUAAAACCUAACGAAUUUCAGAAUAUAAAAUCUAAAUAUUGCACUGCAGCAGUACAAAAGCCUAAGUGCUUAAACAAACAAACCAAAAAACAGCCUAUCACAAAUCAUUUUUUGAGCCCGACCCAGCUGAGGAAAAGGUGGGAAAUCUUUUUUUUUCCGGCUGGGUCUUGGAAAACUUUGUGGUGAAUUAAAGGGGCCGAGUUGCAAUUUUUGUUUUACUUUAAUCAGUUUUUAAUCCGUCUUUUUAAAAACAAAUAUUCCAAUAUUGGCUGCCAAUCAGUGCCCAAUAUUCUGAGCUCAAAAAACGCUAUUCGGGCCAGCCCUACUAAUCUAAUAUAAUUUAACAUGGUUUAAGAAUAUAAAAUAAUUUCUAAACAAACGAAAUAUUUAAUAUUGAGCUUAUAGCCCAAGUUUUUUUUUCAGUCAUGGAAAAUUGGAAAAAAUUGGAAAAAAGCCCGAGUUCAUGCAGCGCCUGAGUCAGGCUGACGUUCAAGCUCGGGUUCUGGCUCGCGUUCAUGAUUAAUUUGUUUUUUUUAAAAACUAAUAUUGGAAUAUUCGCUACCAAUUACUGCCAAAUAUCCGGAGCUCAAAAAAUGCUAUUCGGGCCAGCCCUAAUAAUUAUGGAGAUACAGAAAAAAAUAUUGUGAUAAAACUUCCAUCACUCCCUUAUUCUCUCACUAAUAAAAACAAACCUUUAAGUGUGACACAAAGUGAUUUGAUUUAUAUCGUGAUACAUAUCGAUAUCGACUGAUAUGGAAAACUAUAUCGUGAUAAGAUUUUUUCCCAUAUCGCCCAGCUCUAAUCCAGUGUCUCUCCUGGUUCUGGGAUCUGUGCUCUUCCUGGCCUUAGUGCUUCUGGUUGUGCUGUUUUAUCAGAACAGAGUGCUCAGGAGAGUGAUUUCUAAGGCGAGGAGGAAGACUCUGCUUGAGGCAGUCUAUGAAGAGAUUAACCAUAAAUGUGUCACUAACAGAUAUACUAAAAGAGGAAGUUUUAUCUCUGAAGAUCAGCAUUCAGGAUAUGAGGACGUAGAUGAGGAGCUUCUCUCAGAAAACUAUGGCGAGGUCUAUGAUGAUAUCAUACCUGCUGAAGAGAGCCCACACAUUACAACAGGUGCAGCUUUAAUGCUGAAUUUUGUGUGUUUACUCUCUCUGAAGUUUGUCUCCAGAAGGUAGCUGACUUUGUACCUUCCUUUGCCCAUAGACACACACACACACACACAGACACAAGGAGGUGGAGCUGUGUUAAUUAGUGCUGACGCUUUUUAAAAAUAUGGCGAAAUGAAAAAAAGCUUCUUCUGAUUUGUCACUGAAAAUGUUUGAUAAUUUCCUCUCCUCUUUCUAAUAAGGUCAUAGUGAGUGUGAUUGGCGGCUGUGGGGAAUCUCUCUCUCUCUCUCUCUCUC